Mercenaria mercenaria is the source of this 4275-nucleotide messenger RNA. RefSeq lists its product as uncharacterized. NCBI's taxonomy places the organism in Eukaryota, Metazoa, Mollusca, Bivalvia, Venerida, Veneridae. The transcript has 7 exons. The record is from RefSeq and is a predicted model, not a curated record. Bases 349 to 3438 code for a protein of 1029 amino acids.
ACAGUGUAGUCCCUUGUACUGGCAUUCGGUUAUCGGAUAUCUCUCAUUGGAAUGUUAUGUGCCCUUGACAUAGAUUAUUUAAAAUGUUUAAACGUGGUUAAUUUUCUAUUUUCCCUAUAAUACCAUUGACAUUUUAAUAUUGACAUGCGCAGUAAAACAUCAACUCAUGCGUAAAGGAAGUGAUAUUUUGUGUUUACCCAAAAUAAUCUUAAUCAGAAUGAACACUGGAAUAUAACAUGGCAUAUUUAGAAUUCUCCGGAUUGAUAAUGGACUAAAGUAAACAGAAAGCAUAAUUCUCUGGAUUGAUAAUGGACUAAAGUAAACAGAAAACAUAUUUCCAAACAUGUAAUGGCCGAUGAAGACUUUGACAAGGACCUGUAUAAAAAUUGGGUCCGUGGUGCCAAAGGUUUAGAGUACUUACAAGAAGGACUUCAAGACUUUGUUGGAGAUAAAGUGCAACAGUGUCGUAACCAAUCCUUGCAAAAUAUAACAGAUGUCUUGCCCACAGAAUCUGCACAUCAAUGCAAUGAAUGUACGGCUGAAAAUCUUUUGCCUGAACACGCGAAAAAGAAGAAAGCCUGUAAUAGAAGCACGUGCCUAGAAACAUCCCCAAAUAACUGCUUUGGUAGUAAACCAAAUGGUCGUAGAAAAUGCCCGAAUGGAAUAUGCAGUCAAUUAUAUGAUAAAAUUAUACUUGAACAUUCCUCGAGAGAUCCGCUUUGGAAGAAUACAGACCCAAGUACGUGGUGUUCAGAUCCGCUUGGGUGGAGCUAUGGAAAAUGUUUCCAAACAACAUCAGGCCCUGGUAUUUCAGCUAGCACAACUGAUGCUGCCGGACUCCUUAGCAUUCUUAUCAAUAACAUAACGCUACAGAACGCCUGGCUAGCGUGCAAUGACAUGUCUUCAAAAACAACGUGCCCUUUUAACAGGGCGAGAGAUAUCCGUAAUGCAAUUUUACAUAUUUCAAAACUCGAACUUGAUGAACCAACUUUAGGCUACUAUUUAAAUACAUUCAUAACAGUCCUUCAAGAUGCAAAAUGUCUACUUAACUGCAAUGGAUCGAAAAAAGCUGUUGAGAAGCUAUUACAGUUGAAAAACCAACAGUUCAAUAUAAGCCAGAUAGAUGAAACAAAACUUGUCCAAAAUCGGAAAGAAGAUUCGUAUCUUAGACGGAAAACAGACCUGAGAGACGAUUUAGUAACAUUCUACAAAGACAGGCACAGUUCUAUUCCACUUGUACCGCUAUUUGAGGAGCACGACACACCAUUGGUAGAUUUUUAUGUUUUGCCACAAAUUAAUUCCAUUGAAGUUCAGAAGAUGUUUUCAGGUGAGGAGGAAAGUAAUACUCCAGUCAAGUUGUCGGACAUGUUCAAGUCGGGAAGCAAAUACUGUCGUGAAAUAUAUCUAAUCGCCGAUGCUGGAUUGGGGAAAACGGCAUUUUCAAAAUAUCUGGCUGUCACGUGGUGCCAAGCUCAUCGUCCGGAAGAGAAAUUUAGGCAUUAUUUCCCAGAAGAUGCAAUAAAUGCCAUGCGUGAAUUUGACUUUUUAUUUCUGGUGUUAUUACGAGAUUCUUCUGAGGAUUGCAGCAUAGAUGAUUUAAUUGUAAAUCAAAUUAUGCGACAUUUGUCUAUCUCUUGCACUAUGACAAUAGAUUCUCUUUAUGAGAUCCUGCAUCGUGAAAGAUGUUUAGUAAUCCUAGACGGACUAGAUGAAUGGACCCAUCCCGAGAAGAAAUGCGUGAAAGUACCAGAAACAAUCCCUCAUCGUAAUGCACGUAAAAAAUGCACAGUCCUGACAACGACGAGACCUUGGAAAUUAAGUGUCCUUAAACUUAAGACUAGUCAAAUAGAUAAGAAAGUAGAAUUAGUAAAACUAACCUCAAAUUCUGCACAGACGUUAAAGGAAAGGGCAAUAUCAAAAAUAAAAGAUCUAGAUGUUUCUGAAGCGAAAGCCUUUGCAGAAUCCUUGAAUACAGAAAUAAAGGAGAAACAACUUGAGAAUCUGGAAUCCGUCCCCCUUCUUUUGAUGUAUCUCGUUUGUUUAUGGUGUGAUGAUCUUCCUCUAGGACGGACAAAGAGUGAGCUAUAUACAAACAUAAUUGAACUCCUGCUAUCAAGAACAGUUAGCAAGUACCCGGAACUAGAAACAACGAGUGCAUCAUCUGAAACUAAUAUUCCACACUUUCUCAGUGAACAUGUACGUUGUUUGAAAGACUUCAAACUCCUAAAAGCUUUAGGACAAUUAGCUUUUGAAACUUUAUUCGAUGAAAAACGUGAAAGCACGCUGGUUUUUCCCAAGUCAGUUACUGAAAACUUUCUAAACCAAAGUUAUUUAGAUUUAAGUCUUCGAUCAGGAAUAUUAUCACAAAAUACAGUACAAGAAAAAGUAACCAGACAAAGUUCUAAAGUUUCGUUUUCACACAAAACUAUACAUGAAUAUUUCUGUGCACUGCAUAUUAGCUGCCAAAAUGAAAGUGAUAUCAAAAAUAUUGUCCAACAAAAUGUCAACAGUUUACAAAAGAUACUGGAUAUAUCGAAAGUGUUUGUUUUUAUUAGUGGAAUGAAUACUGAAAGCAUGUCUUUAAUAUCACGCCAGUUAAUGUCAGUGGUCAAUCAGGAUCAAAUAACGAGAACAUACAGAUCUAUGUCACUUUACGAUAAGACGUACGUUAAUCCUCUGAAAGACAUACAAAACAUGUACAUUUCUUGUUUGAAAGAAAACACGGAUAAUACUUCUCUUUGUUUCGAGGAUGUUAUCAUCGACCGUGACUAUCAAAAAGAAAAUCACUUCUUGGACUUAAAAUGGCUGGGGAAAAGUAAUAAAAGCAAUAUACAGACAAUAUUAAUCAAAACAGGUGUUCAUAGUUUACGUGAACUUAUUGAUCAGUACGAACUUGAUGACUUGUACAGCGUCAAGAAAAUUUACUACAAAGGAGAAUGUAAGGAAGCGGAAAUCAUUCGGUUGUUGACAAACAAGUCGCUGGAAUGUGUAACUAUUAUAUCAAGUACAUGGCAAGGUAUUUACUUUAAUGGGGAACUUAGUUAUUGUUCCAGUGAACUAGCUAAAACAUUUCAGAACAUUUCUGAGUUACGAGCAAUUCAUAUUAAUUAUUUCAAGAUGGAGUACGAUGUGCUGAAGGAGUUUGUGAAUUAUAUUAUUAAUAGAAAAUCAAUGGCGGAGAUUAGAUUGGUCAACAUACACUGUGUCACACACGAUAUUUCCUGCAGUGAAAUGAAUUUGGACUUUUCCCAGCAUUCGGAUCUAAGGAAGUUAGCAUUGGCCACUAUAUCUGUGUCACAAUUAAAAGUGAAUGUAUCAUCGUUAGAGGAAUGCAAUGUAGGACGUUUACCUAAGCCCGGUCUGGUGACGUCAUUCCUGAGAGAACUGCCAGCAGCCAGCAAACUACACACAUUUAGUUGUAGUUAUUUAAAAUCUUAAGAUGACAUUGAAACAUUGCUGCAGACAUUACCAUUAUUAGGUCCAGUGAAAGAAAUUUAUUUGUAUGGUAUCCGCCUUGGUGAAAGGUCACUGUCUCUGUCACCCGAACUGGUAAAUAUACAGCUUGUUUGGUUGGAGAGUGUAAAAAUGUCUUGUUUAUCGUUACAUAAUUUAGUUAAGGACGUAGAGAAACUUCGAGAACAGUCAGUGACAGUAAGAUUGCAGGUUUGUAAUAUAAAACCUAAAAGAAAAUUUGCAGACCUGAAAAAAUAUAUAAAAACAUCAGAGAAUUUCGCAGUCACGCUUGAUGGAAACACUCAGUUCAAACAGUAUGCAUUUGAGUUUCAAACAGUUGAAGACAGAAGUCAGACCAAAUCAAAUCAAAUCAAAUCGGAAGUUAUUUAUUGUCGGAGAGAUUUCAACAAGUUAACGUAAGCUAUGUAUUGCUUUUUACGGACACAACGGAAGCCGAAUUCAUUAAGUUAACGCGUGGCCUUGGGCUGAUUGUGUAAAUAUUCCAUAAACAUAAAACAUAACACAGUGACAUAUGACAUAUAACGCUUGAAAUAGACACGAAAAGAGUUAGAUAUUUUUUCCUAGAUGAAGAGGAUAGAGGUGCUUAUGUUCAUGGACUUAUGUCAGCCGGAUAUAUUACACAAGUGAGUUACUGUAGAAUCUGGUAAAUAAGCGCAUAUUCGAAUAUAAGCGCAUAUAAAAAAUAAGCGCAUGCGGCCUUACCGUUAUUCCGUAUGGGAUAAUAAGCGUAUAUCAUUCCCUUACCAUAAUUUUGUCUCGAAAGUAGGCGCAUAUCCAAUUAUUGGUAAUCAAACAGCAUAC